Molecule: messenger RNA, 1738 nt
Organism: Girardinichthys multiradiatus
Lineage: Eukaryota; Metazoa; Chordata; Actinopteri; Cyprinodontiformes; Goodeidae
Product: immunoglobulin kappa light chain-like
Exons: 5
Coding region: 262-1122 (286 amino acids)
Source: RefSeq, a predicted model, not a curated record
CUUAAACAUCAGACUGAUCCAGUGUUAAUCUCUCACGAUGACACUGUUUGAUGGAGACAGACAGCAAUGGAAACAUGAGCCUCAACCAUAAACCCCAUCAAACACACAGCACAGUCCACAGCAGGGGCUGAUGGGAGCUUUGAGGAGCCGUUAGAAACCACGUGGUCCUCGUCUGAUCUCACAGCUCGUCCUUGUUUGGCCUCAGCUGCAUCAGAGCUCCACUUCUCCCCAGGUUCACCAGAGGAAACACCACUGCACAAAAUGCUUUUCCUCCCAGCUGCUGCUUUGUGCUGUCUGUGUUCAGCGCUGGCUGCCAUGGCAACACAGCUGAGUCAGAAAGAUCUGACAUUAACCAGGAACAUUGGUGAAACUGUUUCCAUUGGAUGUACUGGUUUUGAAAUAUGUGACACCAAAUUUGUGUACUGGUACCAGAAAAAGGAGACAGAACCGUUUGUAGUGAUUCUUCGAUUUGAUCGUAGUGGUGAAAAGCGGACUUCAACCUUUAACCACCCUCAAAAAAAUUCGUUUUCAACUCUGAGAAAAGACGGCGUCGAGCUGGUGAUCAGCGGUGCUACGGCGUCUCAUUCUGCCACCUACUACUGUGUCUGUCACAAGUCUGCCUAUCUCAUCUUUGGGUCUGGAACUAAACUUUAUGUAACAGGUGACAAAGUAAAGCCUCCUGUGGUGAACUUGUACUCGGUGACAUCUGAGUACCAGCAGGAGAAGAAGCAGCCCCUGCUGUGUGUCGCCUCAGGCAUGUUUCCCCCCGUGAUCCGGUUUUCCUGGAGAAGACAGAAGGAGAACGGUCCUCUGGAGGAUCUGGCCCCUGCUGAUGGAGAGCAUGUGGAGCUCAGAGAGGCGGGACGUAUCUCCUCCAUCUGGGUGGUUCGUCAGGAUCCUCUUUAUAAAUAUGAAUACAGCUGCUCUGUGAAGCAUGAAGGGCAGGUUAAGGAGCCUCAGACAAAGAUAGUGGUUUUCCCGCCACCUCCACCGCCACCUUCUGGACCUCACUGGUUCAGAGAGCGCCUGCUGUGCCUGCUGUACUCGGUGCUGAUAUCCAAGAGUCUGAUCUACUUCUGUGGACUGUCCCUGUUCAGCAUCUGUGGAAACCAGAGAGCUUGAGGUGAUGAAGGAUUCGCCGUCUGUCUUCCAGCAGCUGAAACCUUCGAACAUGAAUGUAAAACCUUCAGAUUUCCAGUUUUAAUAAACUGCAAACUUGAUCAUAAACAUGUAUGAGCAAACUUCAGCGCUCAUGCAGCAUUUCAUACAGUUAAUGAUUGCAAUGCAUCCAACAGAACAAAGCUUUAUUCAACUUGUGAUGUAAAAUAAAUCAUUUUCUGAUUUUAAAGCACAUUUUUGGAUUGUGAAUCUAAUCAGUGUCUUUUAAUGCUUUAUUUGAAAUAUUGCAUUUUUCUGCUUUGUUUACCUGAAUGUCUGGAAGUUUUUUUGUUCAUUUCUGUCUGAUUUUACAGUUAUUUUUUGUUUCUAAGAUUUUAUUUCAUUUUAUUGUGUAUCCAGUUAAUGUGUUUUCUUCUUCUUCUGCCAAGUGAGCCGUUAGCUGAGGCUGAGUUUAGCAGGACUGGAGUUUUACUGAAGAAGAUAAAACGUGAACCUCACUUAAUUAAACCCUGAUUAUCCCUUAAAUGAGAGUUCAUUCUGUUUAUAUCAGUUUAAAUGUAAGGUCAUUAUCUUUAUUUUAUAUAUUUAGUAAAAUAAACAAAUCCCAAUUAAUAAAGAA